Trichophyton benhamiae CBS 112371 is the source of this 2067-nucleotide messenger RNA. RefSeq names its product squalene-hopene-cyclase, putative. The transcript has 3 exons. Gene Ontology annotation, molecular function: lanosterol synthase activity. The coding region runs from base 1 to 2067 and encodes 688 amino acids. NCBI's taxonomy places the organism in Eukaryota, Fungi, Ascomycota, Eurotiomycetes, Onygenales, Arthrodermataceae. Gene Ontology annotation, cellular component: lipid droplet. Gene Ontology annotation, biological process: triterpenoid biosynthetic process; ergosterol biosynthetic process. The record is from RefSeq and is a predicted model, not a curated record.
AUGUCGAAGGCCGCCGCGGAUCAGACUACCGACCACUCGCGAUGGAGGCUCCGCAAUGACCGUGGAACCCAGACAUGGCACUAUCUACGGACAGACAAGGAAGUCGAAGAAUGGCCGCAGACUAUAACAGACAAGUAUUUCCUGGGUCAGCCUCUGGACCUCCCGGAGCUCCCGCCUGCCAAAACUCCCCUGCAGUCCGCUUCCAAUGGUUUGGAUUUCUUCUCUAAACUUCAAUUGGAACCGGGGAACUGGGCCUGCGAGUAUGGUGGACCCAUGUUCCUCCUACCCGGUCUAAUUGUCACUUGGUAUGUGACACGCACCCCGGUACCACCUGAAUUCUCUAUCGAGAUCAAGAGGUAUCUCUUUGCCAGACAGCAUCCGGAAGAUGGGGGGUGGGGCCUUCACGUCGAAGGCCACAGCUCUGUGUUUGGCACUGCCAUGAAUUAUGUUGCCUUGCGGCUGCUGGGGGCCAGUCCUAAGGAUCCUCGAAUGGUGAAGGCGCGGAACAAGCUGCAUGAGUUGGGUGGUGCUCUGUAUGGGCCUCACUGGGCCAAGUUCUGGCUCUGUGUCCUCGGAGUCAUGGGAUGGGACGCUCUCAAUCCAGUGCCUCCUGAGUUAUGGCUACUUCCUGACUGGGUGCCGUUUGCUCCAUGGCGGUGGUGGGUUCAUAUGCGACAGGUCUUUCUCCCAAUGACUUAUGUCUACUCUAAACGGUUUAGCCACCCAGCCGACUCUCUUACGCGAGAAAUACGGGAAGAAAUAUAUACCCAACCCUACGGUUCUAUUAAUUUCGCCUCUUACAGAGGUUGCAUUGCUGAUGCUGACAACUAUCACCCUAAAUCUGCACUUUUGAAGAUUCUCUUCUGGAUCCUUGCUAACAUAUGGGUCUACCUGCGCUGGCCAGGCCUUGUCAAGGCAGCAGAGGCCAGAGUUUGGCACCUGAUUCAACGAGAGGACGAGAACACCGAUUAUGCAUGUCUUGGACCUGUCAAUGCUCCCAUGAACACCCUCUGCUGUUACAUCCAUGAUGGGCCCCAGAGCAAGUCUUUCAAUCGCCACCUGGAACGUUUACAUGACUUCCUCUGGAUGAAAGAUGAGGGAAUGUUAAUGAACGGCACAAACGGUGUUCAGCUCUGGGACACUGCUUUCGUGAUUCAGGCCGUAGUUGUUGCAGGUCUUGCGGAGGACCCUAAAUGGAAGCCAAUGUUGGUAAAGGCCCUUGAAUUCGUUGAGGACCAUCAGAUGCUUGAAACCAUUCGCGAGGAAAAGGAUUGCUAUCGGUUCGAGACGAAGGGGGGAUGGCCCUUCAGUACUAAGACUCAGGGAUACACCGUUAGUGACUGCACCGCAGAAGGGCUACGGUCUGCUCUUCAAUUGCAAAAACAACUUGGUUACCCAGCUCUCAUAUCUGACGAACGCCUCAAGUACGCCGUGGACACUCUCCUCAAAAUGCCUAACCCAAGUGGCGGGUUUCCGGAGUAUGAACCGGCCAGGGCCUCGGAAUACGUCGAGAUGCUCAAUGCUGCGGAGGUAUUCGGCGGUAUAAUGAUUGGAUACACUUUCCCAGAAUGUACCACUGCAGUCGUUACGGCAUUGUCCUACUUUAGCAAGUUCUUCCCGGACUAUAGAACAGAAGACAUCAAGAAAGUCCGUGAAGCUGCUAUAGACUAUAUUCGACGUGUACAACGCCCUGACGGUAGUUGGUAUGGAAGCUGGGGCAUUUGCUUCACAUACGCCGCCAUGUUCAGUCUGGAAAGUUUGGCUACCGUGGGUGAAAUUUACGCUACUAGUGAGCGAUCCCGCCGCGGCUGUGAGUUCCUUCUGUCCAAGCAGAUGGAAGAUGGUGGUUGGGGUGAAUCGUACCUCAGCUGCUCGAAGAAAGUCUAUCACCAUUACCAUACCUCUCAGGUCGUCCAGACGUCCUGGGCCUGUCUCGCGUUGAUGGAAGCAAAUUACCCCCACAAAGAGCCUUUGCAACGUGCUAUGAAACUUCUCAUGUCUCGACAGCAGCCGAAUGGCGAAUGGUUGCAGGAUGGCAUUGAAGGAGUUUUCAACAUGUCCUGGUAA